Messenger RNA from Fundulus heteroclitus (mummichog), 3796 nucleotides. RefSeq lists its product as uncharacterized. Gene Ontology annotation, molecular function: integrin binding. Bases 379 to 3366 code for a protein of 995 amino acids. Gene Ontology annotation, biological process: cell adhesion. NCBI's taxonomy places the organism in Eukaryota, Metazoa, Chordata, Actinopteri, Cyprinodontiformes, Fundulidae. The record is from RefSeq and is a predicted model, not a curated record. The transcript has 12 exons.
AGUGUGGCAGCAAGCAGGCAGACAGGCAGACCAGAACAGGACACACAGAGACCAUAUGCAUAAUUAAACAUGAACCAUAAGUUCAACACAGUCAAGACACUGCAACAAACAUAUUAAAUUCACAAUGUAUUUCUAGGAGAUAAACGAAUUGUGUAACACUAACUUUAACAUCUAAAAAAAAAAAAACAUUAAAAUGCUUUAAUUUCAGGAAGGUGAAAACACAGAGACAGGAUGUGGGCUAAGGAAACAGGCUGAGUUGCCAACAUUGUCUCACUCACUCAUAAAAGGCAAACAAGAGAGCAAAAUAACAGCAUUCAGUUCCUGAUCCGUGGAAAAGAAAAUCUGCUCCAAACUGGACCAUCUGAAGUUCUGGGAAAGAUGUUUUCCAAUUUAGUUUUGUUGGUGUUUUCCUUCACAACUUUCCUCUGUUGUGUGAGAAGCUGUGAUCACAACUGUCUAGAUAAACCUGUAUUAACUCCAUCUACACUGGUGGUAAAGUUCGGCGAUCCAACCUCUGCCACAUGUGUAGUUUGCCAGCAGGCCUGUCUUCCCCUCAGUGAAAGUAUUAUUGCUAUGGAAGCAUCUGUGGGAAAAACUGCAAAAGAUGGAACCACACUCACCUGGAGAGUGGACCGUCUCACAGAGUGGAAUUUAACUCCAAAGUGCUUUUAUACUACCGUGGAUAGUCAUCAGUGUUGCACCCAUCUGUCUGUUAUUGUCUACCAACCCCCAGAAAAUGUUUCGAUCAGCUUAAACCACACUGGACCUCUGACUGAGCACACAGAGUACACCCUGCAGUGUUCUGUACUGAACGUAGCUCCUGCUAGAAACCUCGUUGUGUCCUUUUACAGAGGACAGACAAAACUGGGUCACGAGAGAGCCACCAGUACCUCAAGGGAACCAGUGAAUGAGAGAUUUCUAUUAAGUUUCAGUGCCAGCCGAGAAGAUAAUGGAGCCCAGUUUUGGUGUGAAGCCAAGCUGGAACUAGGAGAUGAUGGACCACAGCCCCCUAUAAAUGUCAAAUCCACAGAACUCAGUGUUAUAGUUCACUUUGAGCACAAAGAAAUCCUAGAAGCUGUGUUUUUCAGCUUUGUGAAUCUCACAGCUGGACAGAUGUUGGAGUGUGGCCAGAACACCCUGCAGUGUUCUGUACUGAACGUAGCUCCGGCUGAAAACCUCACUGUGACUUUUUACAAAGGACGGACACAACUGGGACACAUGAAAUCCUCCUUUAACACGAAGGAACCAGUAAAUGACACGUUUACUUUGAGCUACAACACCCGUAUAGAAGACGAUGGAGUCGAGUUCUGGUGUGAAGCCAAACUGGAACUGGGGUCUAAUAAUCCACAGCCCGCUCUAGCGGUGAAAUCUGAAAACCUCACUGCCACAGUUCACUGUAAGCCAGAAGAAAUCCUAGAAGCUGUGUUUUUCGGCUUUGUGAAUCUCACAGCUGGACAGAUGUUGGAGUGUGGCCAGAACACCCUGCAGUGUUCUGUACUGAACGUAGCCCCGGCUGAAAACCUCACUGUGACCUUUUACAAAGGACGGACACAACUGGGACACAUGAAAUCCUCCUUUAACACGAAGGAACCAGUAAAUGACACGUUCACUUUGAGCUACAACACCCGUAUAGAAGAUGAUGGAGUCGAGUUCUGGUGUGAAGCCAAACUGGAACUGGGGUCUAAUCAUCCACAGCCCGCUCUAGCGGUGAAAUCUGAAAACCUCACUGCCACAGUUCACUGUAAGCCAGAAGAAAUCCUAGAAGCUGUGUUUUUCGGCUUUGUGAAUCUCACAGCUGGACAGAUGUUGGAGUGUGGCCAGAACACCCUGCAGUGUUCUGUACUGAACGUAGCCCCGGCUGAAAACCUCACUGUGACCUUUUACAAAGGACGGACACAACUGGGACACAUGAAAUCCUCCUUUAACACGAAGGAACCAGUAAAUGACACGUUUACUUUGAGCUACAACACCCGUAUAGAAGACGAUGGAGUUGAGUUUUGGUGUGAAGCCAAACUGGAACUGGGGUCUAAUCAUCCACAGCCCGCUCUAGUGGUGAAAUCUGAAAACCUCACUGCCACAGUUCACUGUAAGCCAGAAGGUUUGGAGACGACACCUAAACCCACCAGCGAUGCUCCCAGUGUGACAAUCUACAGAUUCAUCCUCUGUUUGACGCUUUUAAACAAUAAGGGAGCAAAUUUACAGCAUUUGGUUGCUCACACUUGGAGAAGAUUUCUGUUCCAAACUGGACCAUCUGAAGUUCUGGGAAAGAUGUUUUCCAAUUUUGUUCUGUUGUUGUUUUCCUUCACAACUUUCCUCUGUUGUGUGAGCAGCUGCGAUCACAACUGUCUAGAUAAACCUGUAUUAACUCCAUCUACACUGGUGGUGAAGUACGGUGAUCCAACCUCUACCACAUGUGUAGCUUGCCAGCAGGCCUGUCUUCCCCUCAGUGAAACUAUUAUUGCUAUGGAAACAUCUGUGGGAAAAACUACAAAAGAUGGAACCACACUGACCUGGACAGUGGACCGUCUCACACAGUGGGAUUUAACUCCAAAGUGCUUUUAUGUUACCGUGGAUAAUCAGUGUUGCACCCAUCUGCCUGUUAUUGUCUACCAACCCCCAGAAAAUGUGUCAAUCAGCUUUAACCACACUGGACCUCUGACUGAGCACACAGAGUACACCCUGCAGUGUUCUGUACUGAACGUAGCUCCUGCUAGAAACCUCGUUGUGUCCUUUUACAGAGGACAGACAAAACUGGGUCAGGAGAAAGCCACCAGUACCUCAAAGUUACCAGUGAAUGAGAGCUUUACUUUGAGUUUCAAGGCCAGUAAAGAAGAUAAUGGAGCCCAGUUCUGGUGUGAAGCAAAGCUGGAACUCGGAGCUGAUGGACCACAGCCCCCUCCGGUGGUGAAGUCAGACAGUCUCACUGCCACAGUUCACUAUGGACCUAAGCUGAAGGUUCCAGCUAAUCCAGCUCCAAUCGACAUCACUGAAGGAGAAACUUUAAACCUGACCUGUUUGGCUGAUGGGAACCCAAACCCUUUGUACAACUGGUCACUGCCGUCCAAGACAGGCCACCACAGUGAACCCAUUCUGACAAUUAAAUCAGUCGAUUCCCAGGAUGCAGGGCAGUAUGUCUGUACUGUCAGAAACAGCGUCAGCACUGCACAAGUUACAUUUAACGUAAAUGUCAAAGUUGACUUCACAAAAUACAUUAUAGUGGCUGUAAUAUUGGCUGUGAUUGUGAUUGCGGCUGUCGCAGCAGUCUUCUACUUCUUUUACUACAAACAGAAUAAAAUGGGAGAGUACCAACUAAAGGACGUUUUCCGUUUGGGCACCAGGCAUCAACUCAUUCCUCAAAGUUCGUAAACAAUAUGCCUGAAUGGACAAUGUGAGGCUGAAGCUUUGAACACGCUUAGCUGUUGUGCCUCUGGUCUGAGGUGGCUGUAGCUGCAGGUUCUUCUAUUACCAAAAAAGGACAUAAAAUGUGUUCUACUUACUGAAUGGACGAAUUCACUUCCUCCAAGGUGGUUUCAGUAUUGUGAGAAAGUGACAAGAACUCUGUAUCUAAAAUCCAGUGGUUGCUUACUUUACACUGAGGCUACAGUGAAAUAUAACUGUUUACUCUUAGUUGUUGUUACUCAGCUGGAUUUCUUAAUGAUUAAGGUAAAGGGAAAAAUGGUGUCAAAACUGUCAAGGCAAUGUGAAAACUAACUGCAAAUGUAUAUUUAUGUAUAUGUUCCCCAUGUGAAUUUGUUCUCGUUAUAGUUUUGUUUUUAUAAAUACAUCGUGAUCAUGA